CACUUUACAAAGCCACCCCGUCAGACCUGCCGGGCGGAUUAUUGAUUAAUGUGUAUUGUGUCAGCCAGACGGCCGGUAAGUCCUACCCACCGGUCCCGGCGAACCGUGCAGAAUCCACCGCCGUGUUGUACAUUGUACAGGUUAGUGUAGUGCAGUUGAAGUUUGCACCACUACAGUGUAAUCGUUCUCUCGUUUCGUUGUCGUAGCACAAGAGCGUUGUGGAAAAAAAAUCCCCAAACAAAACAAACACCGGUCGGCAGUUUCCAGAGCAGGACAAAACCGAAAGUACAAAUAAAAUGAAUGGACAAAUUGAUCAAAUGGCACAAACUAAAAUCAAACAAUAUUCAAACAAACUUCAGACGUUCCUAUGCGAUUUUUGUAAGAAAUGUUUUUUUAACAAAAAGCAAAUUCUCCGUCAUAUGAUUACCGUCCACAAUAAUGCAACGGCUAAUCGUUCACACCGAAAACACAAGUCUAAUGAAACAUCUAAUAAAUGUGCCGUUUGUUUAAAAUCUUUUACGAAGAAAUCCGAUCUGGUAAAACACAUACGCAUUCAUACUGGCGAAAAGCCCUACACUUGUGACGUGUGCCUGAAAUCUUUUUCAGCAAAAUCCAAUCUGGUAAUACACAAACGCAUGCAUACUGGCGAAAAACCGUACAAAUGUGUUGUGUGCCAGAAAUCUUUUUCGAUGAAAUCUAAUCUGGCAGCACACGAACGCCUGCAUACUGGCGAAAAGCCCUACAAAUGUGUAGUUUGCCUGGAAACGUUUCCCCGGAAAUUCACUCUGCUAUCACACGCUCGCAUUCAUACUGUCGAAAAUCCCUAUAAAUGUGUGGUUUGCCCGAAAACUUUUUCCCGAAAACUCGCUUUGGUAUCACACGCUCGCAUUCAUAGUGGCGAAAAACGCUACAAAUGUGACAUGUGUCCAAAGGAUUUUACACGAAAAGCUUACCUCGCAUUACAUAAACAAGUGCAUACUGGCGUAAAGCCCUAUCAAUGUGUUGUAUGCCCGAAAUCUUUUUCGGUAAAAUCCUAUCUGGUAGCACACGAAAGCUCGCACACUGGCGAGAAGCCGUACAAAUGUGACGUGUGUCCAAAGGAUUUUACACGAAAAACAAGACUUACCAAACACAAACGUGUCCAUUCAGGUGAGUGUAACGAGUGCAAAAAAUCCCCAAAAGAUCGCUUGGCAGGACACAAAUGUGUCUAUACUGAAAAAAAGCCAUACAAAUGUGACGUGUGUAUCAAAGAUUUCACACAAAGUUUUCACCUUACCCUUCACAGGCGUGUCCAUAUAGGAGAAGAAUGUAACAAGUGUUUAAAAUAUUUCACUCUAAAAGACUACCUGGCUGGACACAAAUGUGUCCGUACUGCAAAAAAGCCCUACAAAUGUAACGUGUGUCUGAAGUAUUUUACACGAAAAGCAGACCUUGCAGUACACGAACGCUUGCAUACUGGCGAAAAGCCCUACAAAUGUGUUCUGUGUCUAAAGUCUUUUACACGAAAAGGAGACCUCGCAGUACACAAUCGAGUGCAUACUAAAGAUAAGCCAUACAAAUGUGCCGUUUGUUUAAAAAAUUUUUUCCUGAAAAGCAGUCUGGUAAGGCAUUUAAGGCUGCAUACUGGCGUAAAGCCCUACAAAUGUGUUGUGUGCCUGAAAUCUUUUUCGACAAAAUCCACUAUGGUAACUCACGAACGCACGCACACUGGUGAGAAGCCAUACAAGUGUGACGUGUGUCUAAAGUAUUUUAGCCAAAAAUCUCACCUUACUAUACACAAACGUGUCCAUAAUGAUGAAAGGCCAUACAAAUGUGACGUGUGUCUGAAGUAUUUCACACGAAAAGAACACCUGGUAGGACACGAACGAGUGCAUACUGGAAAAAAGUCCUACACUUGCGAAUUCUGCCUGAAAUCUUUUUCGAUAAAAUCACGUCUGACAAGGCACAUACCCAUUCAUACUGGCAAAAAACCCUACAAAUGUGACGUGUGUCUAAAGUCUUUUACUCAAAAACCAAACCUCGCAGUACACAAACGAGUGCAUACUAAAGAUAGGCCAUACAAAUGUGCCGUUUGUUUAAAAUCGUUUACGGCGAAAGGCAGUUUGGUAAGGCACGUAAGGAUGCAUACUGGCGAGAAGCCAUACAAAUGUGUUGUGUGCCUGAAAUCUUUUUCAGCAAAAUCCCAACUGGUAAGACACGAACGAAUGCAUACUGGCGAGAAGCCAUAUAAAUGUGAAGUGUGUCUACAGUGUUUUACACAAAAAGCAAACCUCGCAGUACACGAACGCACGCAUGCCUCAGAAAAGUCAUACAAGUGCGUUGUGUGCCAAAAACCUAUUGCUGUAAAAUCAUACCUCGCAAAAAAACAUGUCCAUGUCCAUUCUGGCGAUGAGCCCUGCGAGUGCGAAGUUUGUUUCAAGUGUUUUGCCCGAAAACGUGUCCAUGUUGGAGAAUAGUCAGAUCUUUAUCAGUUAUUAGUUUUUGCCUACAAUUUAUAUC
Adelges cooleyi (spruce gall adelgid) is the source of this 2499-nucleotide messenger RNA. RefSeq names its product zinc finger protein 845-like. The record is from RefSeq and is a predicted model, not a curated record. Bases 297 to 2456 code for a protein of 719 amino acids. NCBI's taxonomy places the organism in Eukaryota, Metazoa, Arthropoda, Insecta, Hemiptera, Adelgidae. The transcript is spliced from 2 exons.